Phacochoerus africanus (Common warthog) is the source of this 935-nucleotide messenger RNA. RefSeq names its product peptidylprolyl isomerase B (gene PPIB). The transcript is spliced from 5 exons. The coding region runs from base 62 to 712 and encodes 216 amino acids. NCBI's taxonomy places the organism in Eukaryota, Metazoa, Chordata, Mammalia, Artiodactyla, Suidae. Gene Ontology annotation, biological process: protein folding; protein peptidyl-prolyl isomerization. Gene Ontology annotation, cellular component: intracellular membrane-bounded organelle. The record is from RefSeq and is a predicted model, not a curated record. Gene Ontology annotation, molecular function: peptidyl-prolyl cis-trans isomerase activity.
CGCCGCUCCGCCCCGCCCCUUCCGGCCUCAGCAGCCCUGUAGCGCUCGCUUUUCCCGGUGGAUGCUGCGCUUCUUGGAGCGGAACAUGAAGGUGCUGUUCGUCGCCGCCGUCGUCGUGGGUUCGGUCCUCUUUCUGCUGUUGCCUGGACCUUCCGCGGCAGAUGAGAAGAAGAAGGGACCCAAAGUCACUGUCAAGGUUUACUUUGACCUGCGAAUUGGAGAUGAAGAUAUAGGCCGGGUGGUCAUCGGUCUCUUUGGAAAGACAGUUCCAAAAACGGUGGAUAAUUUUGUGGCCUUGGCUACAGGAGAGAAAGGGUUUGGCUACAAGAACAGCAAAUUCCAUCGUGUCAUCAAGGACUUCAUGAUCCAGGGUGGAGACUUCACCCGGGGAGAUGGCACUGGAGGUAAGAGCAUCUAUGGUGAACGCUUCCCCGACGAGAACUUCAAACUGAAACACUAUGGGCCUGGCUGGGUGAGCAUGGCCAACGCGGGCAAAGACACCAAUGGCUCCCAGUUCUUCAUCACAACGGUCAAGACAGCCUGGUUAGAUGGCAAGCAUGUGGUGUUCGGCAAAGUUCUCGAGGGCAUGGAGGUAGUUCGCAAGGUGGAGAGCACCAAGACAGAUGGUCGGGACAAGCCCCUGAAGGAUGUGACAAUCGCAGACUGUGGCAAGAUCGAGGUGGAGAAGCCCUUUGCCAUCGCCAAGGAGUAGGGCCCCCGGGCACCUCUUCCCUUUGAGCGACUGUCUGUGCAGCCCUGUUGCCCUCCUGGAGGUGAAGACAGUGCUGGGCGCCACAGGGCUCCAUGCCGCUCUGGCCCGAGUGCCAGCAUCCGUCGGAGCAGACCCCUCCCCUUACAUUCCACGGCCGGAGGGCCCGGUUUUGUAACAAACUCCUGUCAACACUGACCAAUUAAAAAAAGGUGGUUUUUUAUAA